UAUACUAAAGUGUUUAUCACGGUAAUAACGAUAUUACGCACCGUUAAUAAAUUUCCGGUUGUUUACAUUUUGGUUUUGACAGAUCUUAAAAAUACUAAAAAUGUCACUUAAUACUGCACACGCGAAUGGUGGUGUUCUUAUUUAUGCUGGAGAAAGAAUAUUGCUGUUCUGUGAUGGAGUUGAGAUGGGAUUUGAGCCAAGCUCUAUCCCACAUUUCAAGGGAAAUAAAAGAGGAACAGUCUAUCUCACUACACAUAGGGUGUUGUUCACAAACAAAAGUCAGAAAGAAUUACUACAGUCAUUUAGUCUACCAUUCCUUCAAAUGAGAGAAGUAGAGCUGGAACAGCCAGUUUUUGGGGCCAACUAUAUCAAAGGGAAAAUGAUAGCAGAGCCAGGAGGUAACUGGACUGGAAAUGGAUCAUUCAAGAUGUGGUUCAAGAGUGGAGGUGCCAUAGAGUUUGGUCAAGCCAUGUUGCGUGCAGGAAGACUAGCAUCAAAGAACAGGCCAGCACAUCCUCCAGCAUAUUCCCCGCCCCAGGGACCAGUGUACCAGGCUCCACCCCCUGCAUACAGUGCUCCACACACAGAAUACUACGCUUGGGUACCAUACACAACAUUCCCCACUGCUCCCCCUCGUAAGUUUUCUUCAUUCUUGACUUUAUCAAAAAAUGUAUAG
Ruditapes philippinarum (Manila clam) is the source of this 676-nucleotide messenger RNA. RefSeq names its product WW domain-binding protein 2-like. Gene Ontology annotation, biological process: positive regulation of DNA-templated transcription. The coding region runs from base 101 to 676 and encodes 191 amino acids. The record is from RefSeq and is a predicted model, not a curated record. Lineage: Eukaryota; Metazoa; Mollusca; Bivalvia; Venerida; Veneridae. The transcript has 5 exons. Gene Ontology annotation, cellular component: nucleus. Gene Ontology annotation, molecular function: transcription coactivator activity; chromatin DNA binding.